Emys orbicularis (European pond turtle) is the source of this 603-nucleotide messenger RNA. It is a transcript of the gene ARL4D, whose product is annotated as ADP ribosylation factor like GTPase 4D. Gene Ontology annotation, molecular function: GTPase activity; GTP binding. The record is from RefSeq and is a predicted model, not a curated record. Gene Ontology annotation, biological process: intracellular protein transport; vesicle-mediated transport. Gene Ontology annotation, cellular component: cytoplasm; plasma membrane. Bases 1 to 603 code for a protein of 200 amino acids. The transcript has a single exon. Lineage: Eukaryota; Metazoa; Chordata; Testudines; Emydidae.
AUGGGGAACCAGCUGGCGGAGAUCGCGCCCGCGCCGCCCUUCCUGCCGCCCUUCCAGGCGCUGCACGUGGUGGUGAUCGGGCUGGACGCGGCCGGCAAGACCUCGCUGCUCUACCGGCUCAAGUUCAAGGAGUUCGUCAAGAGCGCGCCCACCAAGGGCUUCAACACGGAGAAGAUCCGGGUGCCGCUGGGGGGCUCCCGCGCCAUCGCCUUCCAGGUGUGGGACGUGGGCGGGCAGGAGAAGCUGCGGCCGCUCUGGAAGUCCUACACCCGCCGCACGGACGGGCUGGUCUUCGUGGUGGACUCGGCGGAGGCGGAGCGCAUGGAGGAGGCCCGGGUGGAGCUCCACAGGAUCACCCGGACUUCCGAGAACCAGGGCGUCCCCGUGCUGGUCCUGGCCAACAAGCAGGAUCUGCCGGGGGCGCUGUCGGCCUCCGAGGUGGAGAAGCUGCUGGCCCUGCACGAACUGAGCGCCUCCACCCUCAGCUGCACCCAGGGCUGCAGCGCGGUGGACGGGCUGGGCCUGCAGCAGGGGCUGGAGAAACUCUACGAAAUGAUCCUCAAGAGGAAGAAAAUGCUGCGGCACAGCAAGAGGAAGCGAUGA